AGUCAGCACGUCAGCCAGCAAACAAACAUACAGAGCAAACACGAGACCUUUAAAACCGAAACGAAAGCUAUUUUGGCAAACAAAGCAGCAAUGGCGAAACCAUUCAACUCGUCACACAUUCAGUUCGGGGGUCAAGUGUUCAACGAAACACUUCUGCAAGAAUUCAAUUAUGGAAUAUACUCUAAUGGCACUCUCUCAAACAGCUCCCGUUGCUACCUCGUCUUCGAUACCUAUAGGCCCUGGAUAGCAUCGAACGGUAGUGUGUUUAAUGGAACCAAGUGCGACUCUCCCAUCAACCCCAUUGCCACCCGGGGGGCCCUAGGGAUCACCUUCGCGGUGCUCUACGCGGUGGUGAUCGUCUUUGUCUGCGUCCACCUCCGCAAGCACGGUGCUACGCACCUACCACUAGAGAAACGGUUCCGGCUGGUGUCGAGGCGGUGGCAGUGGUACUGGCUGAUGAUUACGUGCGCUUGUGGAAUGAUGAGUGGAUUCACAGCUAUUGAUAUCGAUAGGGAUUACCUCAUGGGCACGCCGUUCAUCCUGUCUGUGUUGUUUUAUUGGGUUAUGGUCCCAACAACUCUUGCGGCCGUUUGGGAGACAACAAGGCAUUGGGGGUCGUUCCUAGAACGACAGAUCAUGGAGAGUAGCCCUUUUAAGCUUUCGCAGGAGGAUAGACGAUCUAAGAUCGAGUUUUAUGUUCCAUUAGUAUUCUACUUGUUUGCAUUUCUCACAUUCUUUCUCUCAAUCCUCCGCUCCUGGAACCCCAUCCGCAAAGGCUUCAAGUCCGCCAUAACAGACCCCCGCUUUCGCACCUCCGCAGUUUUCUCACUCAUCGCCCUCCUGGUGAUUGUGUUCUCAUUCUGCGUUAGCAUCCACUACUACAAGCCACUAUCCCACCGCAUCCCUGCCAAGAUCCCAAUCUGCAUCACCCUUGCCUUCGUCCGCGUUGCCUACGCUAUCGCGUGUUCCUGGGAGGCCGACAUAAACCCAUUGUCUAUACAUGCUUCCCCCGCUUACGUCUAUGCGCUGGGGUACCUGCCCAGUUUGGGCAUCAUGCUCACAAUGAUUGUGGCCGGUUAUAGGGAGAUGAACGAGGAUUUGUUUAUCAAGAAGUUGAAGGCGGAGAGGAUUAGGUUGGCGGAUGGGGAGAUUGAGAAGGGGAGGAGGGAGGAGUUGAAGAAGAAGGAGGAGGAGGGGUUAAAGAAGGUUGGGGAGUGAUUUUUCUGAUGGAGUACGGGGAAGAGUUGUAAUCUUUCGGGUGUCAGGUGGUUGGUUAGUCAGAGGAGCACCUUUAUCCGGAAUCUUUUUCCCCUUCGUUUUCGUUUAGCAUGACUCGGGAUAUUGUCGUUUUUCCCGUUCCCUCUUCCAAUUUCGACUAUAUAAAUAGGGACGCCGGCCUUUUUCCAUUUUUCCCUUUCAUUACCAAUCUAUCCAUCCAUUCCUUUCCUCCCUUCUUUCCUCCCUUCUUUAAAGCGGAAACGACACAACUUGUACGUCUACCAUCAUACCACACCAUACAAUACAAUACCACAAUCUAGCCUGGCAUAAUGGCUUCAUUCAUUUGUUCUCCACCAAAAAGCAACCGCACUCCUCUUCACUUUACUCCACUACACUUUACUUUACCAAAAACAAGGCACUUGUCUUAACAGAAUUGGCCAAGACAUGCCCCCCUCCGAAAAACCGGCAUCGGGAAGGGGGAGAAAGGUACAAACCCGGCCGAAGGGUUCAACCACCGCCACCGACGUCAUUGUAUGGCCAGCCGCCACCCGCACGCAGGCACGCACGCAGGCACGCAGGCACGCAGGCACGCAGGCACGCAGGCACGCAGGCACACACGCAAGUGACUAGGUGAUAGGAACUGGCCGAGGCACGAUUCGUACACACGAACAACGCAGGCCUGGUUAGUUGGGCUGGAAGGAGGGACAUGUGGAAUUACGUUUGUUAUUGUAUUUGCAGUGCGGCGCAGUGUGUUAAGUUAGGAAGCGGGGGUUGCAAUAAUAGUACUAUAGUAUACAAUA
Molecule: messenger RNA, 2018 nt
Organism: Tuber melanosporum (Perigord truffle)
Lineage: Eukaryota; Fungi; Ascomycota; Pezizomycetes; Pezizales; Tuberaceae
Exons: 3
Coding region: 91-1218 (375 amino acids)
Source: RefSeq, a predicted model, not a curated record